AUGCCGCGACAUAGGAGAUGUCGAGCGUCAUCUGGUGGCCAGAGGACGACCCACUCUCGCACCGACCGAGCAGAGCUGCUGUUUUCCAUGAGCCAUGUGGAACGCGUCCUGCGGGAGCGCCACUUCUUGCAGUGCAUGAGACCUCACACACCGGUCUUCGCAGCGGCAGUCAUCCAGUACCUGACGGCCAAGGUCUUGGAGCUGGUGGGCAACGAGGCCCAGAAACAUGGCAGUGGGUGCAUCACACCAGAGAUCUUCUCACAGGCGGCCCCGGCCGAGCAGUAG
Molecule: messenger RNA, 285 nt
Organism: Manis pentadactyla (Chinese pangolin)
Lineage: Eukaryota; Metazoa; Chordata; Mammalia; Pholidota; Manidae
Product: histone H2A-Bbd type 2/3-like
Exons: 1
Coding region: 1-285 (94 amino acids)
Cellular component (GO): nucleosome
Molecular function (GO): DNA binding; protein heterodimerization activity; structural constituent of chromatin
Source: RefSeq, a predicted model, not a curated record